UGCUGACAAUGACAGAGGCAGAGUUAUACACUGUGUACAAAGGGGUCUUUCUCCCUACAGCGUUACACAGUCCAGAGAGCCUGAAAUACUACGAGGAGUUCUCCUUUCGUCCAGAUGACAUUAUCGUUGUGACCUACCCCAAGUCAGGUACGACAUGGUCACAGGAGAUCCUUCCUCUGAUCCUGAGUGGAGGAGAUGCCGCUGCCAUUGAGACACUUCCCAACUGGGACCGGGUCCCCUGGCUGGAGGAGCUCAGGGCCUGUGUUCUUGACCUGGAGCAGAGGCCGUCUCGACGCGUGUUCGCCACACACUUCCACUACAACAUGAUGCCACCGUCCUUCUUCAAAACCAAGCCGCAGGUCAUUUACAUCAUGAGGAACCCCAAAGAUGUGUUUACAUCUUCUUUUCACUAUUAUGGCAUGGCCAGCUACCUCGUCAACCCGGGCACACAGAAGGAGUUCCUACAUAAGUUCCUUGAUGGAAAAAUCAUGUUUGGCUCGUGGUUUGAUCACAUAAAAGGCUGGCUGAAUGCUGAAGACCAAGAGCGCAUACUGUACAUCGCCUAUGAGGAAAUGAUCAUGGAUCUCCAGGACUCUGUGGCGAGACUGGCCCAGUUCUUGGAGCGACCUCUGAGCUCUGAGGUGAUAGAGAAGAUCGCAGAACGAUGCGCAUUCAAGAACAUGAAGCAGAACAAGAUGUCCAACUACUCUCUGGUCCCUCCUGGAUUCAUGGACUUGGACAAGUCACACUUUCUCAGGAAAGGAAUUGCUGGGGACUGGAAAAACCAACUAACAGUGGCAGAAGCAGAAUACUUUGAUGCUGUUUAUAAGGAAAAAAUGAAAGACGUCAAAUAUAAAUUUGUAUGGGAUUAAAAUACUCUUUACAUUAAGUCUUUACCAUGAUACACAAUACCAUACCAUGAUACAAAGAAACCCAUGGAGAACGAGUGAUUGCCUUGAUCAUUGCAGUUUGCUUUAAUGUCAGUAGGGCUGAACGAUAUAUUUAUCACACUGUGACCUAGACUUGAA
Molecule: messenger RNA, 1028 nt
Organism: Myripristis murdjan (pinecone soldierfish)
Lineage: Eukaryota; Metazoa; Chordata; Actinopteri; Holocentriformes; Holocentridae
Product: sulfotransferase family cytosolic 2B member 1-like
Exons: 6
Coding region: 9-872 (287 amino acids)
Molecular function (GO): sulfotransferase activity
Source: RefSeq, a predicted model, not a curated record